Molecule: messenger RNA, 1959 nt
Organism: Trypanosoma rangeli
Lineage: Eukaryota; Euglenozoa; Kinetoplastea; Trypanosomatida; Trypanosomatidae
Product: type 11 methyltransferase
Exons: 1
Coding region: 1-1959 (652 amino acids)
Biological process (GO): translational termination
Molecular function (GO): translation release factor activity
Source: RefSeq, a predicted model, not a curated record
AUGUACCGUCACCGUCGCUUUGUGUGUGGCCUCGCCGGGGUUUAUCACCACGUGGCAGGGCGCUGUCUCGUGACCGGCGGAGGCGGCAAACCCGCGGACAAGGCAAACACGUCGGAAGGAAAUAAAGGCGGCCGAGACGCAAAUCCCCCUGGUGUCUUUGGAAGCAGCAGCAACAACAACAACAGAAAUGACGGUGGCGACUUGCCCUCUGGCUUUGACACACAGAAGCUGCGGGUGAUGCAGCAAAUGCUCAGCGCCCAGCCGAUUGAGAAGCAAAUGGAAAUGAUGAAAAAGGCGCUGGAGUUUCAGAAGACGCUUGGCAGGAUUCCUGGGGUGGGCAGACUUGCGCAGAAAAACAUUGAGGUGAUGGAGCACCUACUGAAGAGUGUGGAAAAACAACAGCAGUAUCAACCGCAAAGUCCUUCACAUGAGGUGUCGAAGUCCGCUGGCGUUGGUGGCAACACGAGUGGACUCUUCGGCGGGAACACAAACGCACUCAGCGGUUUGUUUCACUCGGCGAGUUCUGCCGCUGCUGGUGGUGGUGGCUUCAGUGUCAAUGAGGGUGGUGGCCGAAGUUCCCCCAGCCCUACCAUUGAUGAGCUGAAGAAAGUCAAUUUAGGCCCCGAGAUCGAGGCGCUCUUUGCGGAGCUGGCGUCGAUGCGGGCAAAGAAGAACUCGUAUCGGGACAAAUUCCACGCAAAGGAGGAGGAGUUUGAAAAGCUCCAGAAGGAGCUCAUGCAGGCGCGUGAGACGGAUACAAGCCUCCGCACAAAGCUACGAAAAAUAGAGCAGGACGUCGUGCUGCUCAACUCAGAGAACAUGGAGCUAAAAGAGCAUGAAAAGGAGUGGCGGCAAGUGCUGAAAAAGAAUGAAAUGCUCACGGAUACCGUGCAACGCUUGCAGCGGAGUGACGCCGCACAGGAUCGGCAACGCGGUGAUAUGCUACAGACUCAACUGAAGGAGAAGGAGGAAAACUUACGCUCGCUUCAGCGAAAACUCGAGCGCCUUCGCCGUCGUGACCCACUCUUGAAGUUCUCACGACUAUGCAGCGAUGUGGCGCGAAUGUGUGAUGGCGAACGUGACACUGCAAAGGAAGUCUUUGACAACGCAUUUGCUGCUCUGCAGUCAUGCUAUGAGCAGGAACAGGACACAGCAUGGGAUGCAGCAGCCAUGCGGAAUGGUGCCGGGGCACGUGCAUACGCAGCAAUGGUACGUCGCUUAUUUUUAAGCCGCGUGCCACACGUAAAUUACGAUGCUCUUGUGACUGUUGAGGGAGAUGCCACUGCGCUGAAGAUCUUUUUUGAGGAGUGCGGCUUUGAGCUGCAGCCGGUAACGGCUGAGCGGUACGUCGUGGCCGCGCCCGCAGCUGACACUGCCUCACCAACGUUUCUUGGGCCCUACGGUGUGGGUAUAGCGCUCUUUCUUGCGGGGAAAAUGGAUGCGGCGAUGCACAAGCUUCCUUUUAGGCUGACAGCCGUGUGCCCGAACAUAAGCACAACGCUCGCUAGCAACACACAUCGUUCCACAGUGCAAUACGACACGGCACGCGCAAGUGGACCUGGUGGUCAAGCGGCAAACGUGACGGAGACCCAAAUUAUUGCAAAAUUGUACAUUGAUGGUGAGCUGGCGUAUGUGGCGGAGGCGCAGAACUCUCGCAGCGCUCUCAGUAACCGUGAGUCGGCGACAGAGAAGUUGUGUAAAGCGCGGCGACAGCAGUACAAUGAACAACUGGCGAAGCAGCAUCGAGUAGAGGCUGUGGAACGGCAACUUGUGCAAAUGGUUGCAGAACAUCUACGAAGCAACGGUGACACCAGUGCAGAUGUGACAACACCCAGCGGAGUUGUAAAUAUGGUGCGCACCGCAGUGGAGAAGGGGUACGUAACGCGGGUGGACCUUUGCCUUGUGUACGGCCUGCAGUACUUGAGCCGGGCGGCAACAGGUUUUUCAGCAUCCACGUGA